Tachysurus vachellii is the source of this 381-nucleotide messenger RNA. It is a transcript of the gene nppcl2, whose product is annotated as natriuretic peptide C-like 2. Lineage: Eukaryota; Metazoa; Chordata; Actinopteri; Siluriformes; Bagridae. Gene Ontology annotation, biological process: cGMP biosynthetic process; receptor guanylyl cyclase signaling pathway. Bases 1 to 381 code for a protein of 126 amino acids. The transcript has 2 exons. Gene Ontology annotation, molecular function: hormone activity; hormone receptor binding. The record is from RefSeq and is a predicted model, not a curated record. Gene Ontology annotation, cellular component: extracellular region.
AUGGCUUCUUCAUCAUUCCGCUUUUUUGCCCUCUUCCUCUCUAUCGGCAUGGUGACAGGGGUAAUUAGCCAACCAUUGUUAAGGAGACUAGAUUCUCAGAUUCUACAGGAUCUGUUCGGGUCACAGAUCACUUCACUCCUAUUGACCCAGCCUGAGGUCACAGAAGGAUCAGCUCAAAGCCCCGCCCCCUCUGUGAGUGACAGGCAUGGACCAACAGAAAGUUUUGUGAUUGAAGAACCUCUCCAUCUUGUGCCCCGCCCCUUCCUAGACUUGCUGAUGAGGCAGAGGAAGUUCCGGGUGCGGAGCAGGAAAGGUUCUGCACGCGGCUGCUUUGGGAUUAAAGUGGACCGUAUCGGUGCUCUCAGUGGACUUGGCUGCUGA